Molecule: messenger RNA, 1308 nt
Organism: Daldinia childiae
Lineage: Eukaryota; Fungi; Ascomycota; Sordariomycetes; Xylariales; Hypoxylaceae
Product: Vacuolar protein sorting-associated protein 4
Exons: 3
Coding region: 1-1308 (435 amino acids)
Biological process (GO): vacuole organization; endosomal transport
Molecular function (GO): ATP hydrolysis activity; ATP binding
Source: RefSeq, a predicted model, not a curated record
AUGUCCAACACCGAUUUUCUCAGUCGAGCGAUCGACACGGUGCAUCGCGCUGUGACCGCCGACAAGGAAGCCGAAUACGAAAAGGCCUACCAACUCUACUAUCAAUCCCUCGAGUUGUUUAUGUUGGCUUUAAAAUGGGAGAAGAACCCCAAGUCCAAGGAGAUGAUCCGUCAGAAGACGGGCGAAUACAUGGACCGCGCCGAGAAGUUGAAAGCUCAUCUCUCCGAUGCCGAUGCGAAGCGUAAGAAGCCUGGCCUGGUCGGUGCUAAUGGCUCGUCGACAGGUGGAACGGGCAAGGGAAAGCAGAAUGGCGAAGAGGGUGUCGACGAGGAUAAUAAGAAGCUACGGAAUGCUCUCGCUGGUGCUAUCCUACAAGACCGACCGAAUGUCAAAUGGGACGAUGUAGCUGGACUGGAUGGCGCGAAGGAAGCACUCAAAGAGGCUGUAUUGCUGCCUAUUAAGUUUCCUAAUCUAUUCCAAGGGAAACGCAAGCCGUGGAAGGGUAUUCUACUCUACGGCCCUCCUGGUACGGGUAAGAGUUAUUUGGCAAAGGCGGUCGCUACAGAAGCAAACAGCACAUUCUUCAGUGUGAGCAGUAGUGACUUGGUGAGCAAAUGGAUGGGUGAGAGUGAAAGGUUAGUCAAGCAACUAUUUGCUAUGGCGCGAGAAAACAGGCCUUCUAUUAUUUUUAUCGACGAAGUAGACGCCCUUUGCGGUCCUCGAGGCGAAGGCGAGUCGGAAGCUUCCCGAAGAAUUAAGACCGAGAUGUUAGUCCAGAUGGACGGUGUUGGUAAAGAUUCAACAGGCGUGCUGGUAUUAGGCGCCACCAACAUCCCCUGGCAAUUAGACGCUGCUAUUCGAAGACGAUUCCAACGAAGAGUACAUAUCAGCCUGCCGGACCUUGCUGCAAGGACUACCAUGUUCAAGCUAGCCAUUGGAGAAACACCCACCACACUAAAGAACGAAGAUUAUCGAGAAUUAGCAAAGCUUGCUGAGGGUUAUUCGGGAAGUGAUAUUACCAUUGCUGUACAAGACGCCCUUAUGCAACCAAUACGCAAGAUUCAGCAAGCCACACAUUUUAAAGAGGUGCAAAAAGACGGCAAUACACUCGUAACACCAUGCUCGCCAGGUGACCCUCAAGCGAAGGAGAUGACCUGGGACGACAUCGAUCCAGAGAAACUACUCGAACCACUAGUAGACUUUAAGGACUUCGUAAAAGCUAUCAAGUCGUCAAGGCCAACAGUGUCUGGUGAGGAUCUCAAUCGUAAUUCGGAAUGGACCAAAGAGUUUGGAAGCGAAGGGAACUAG